CCAACUUCGCUGCAGGCAGCCGUUCACGAUCCACUUUAUCAUGCAACCUUAAUUAUGACCAGAAUACCGAUCGUCCUGCUGUCGCUGCUGGUUUCAGCUCUCGCAGCAUCAAACGCGCUCGAGGUAGACGACACGCCACUGCCCGUGUUGAUCUGGCAUGGGCUGGGGGAUAACUACGCUGCCGAUGGCAUAAAUGAUGUCGCCGCCUUGAUCCAGGAGAUCAAUCCAGGCACGUUCGUGUACCCUAUCCGCCUCGCCGAAGAUCCAUCUUCCGACCGCUCUGCCUCUUUCCUCGGAAACACGACCGAACAGAUCUCUGCCGUGUGUGCAGACCUAGCCAGACACCCCAUCCUCUCAACUGCCCCAGCCGUCGACGCGUUGGGCUUCAGCCAAGGCGGCUUGUUCUUACGCGCAUAUGUCGAAAGAUGCAACGACCCGCCUGUUCGAAGUCUAGUCACGUUUGGCAGUCCUCACAACGGCAUCGCAGACUACGCUGGCUGCGGCGCGACUGACUGGCUCUGCAAAGGGGCGAUGGCACUUCUUCAUUCGAAUACUUGGUCCAGAUUCGUCCAGUCGCGACUCGUGCCUGCACAGUAUUACCGCGAGGUAGACCCAGACACCGGCCUGCCAUCGGAACAGUAUCUCGAAAACUCCAACUUGCUGGCGGACAUCAACAACGAACGCACGAAUAAGAACAAAACGUACUCUGCUAACAUUUCUAAGUUGACAAACUUUGUCAUGUACGCCUUCGCUGAUGAUAAAACUGUGAUCCCGAAGGAGAGCUCGUGGUUUGCGGACGUGAAUAUUACAACUGAGGAAGUUACGUACUUGCGAGAUAGGAAAAUGUACAAGGAAGACUGGCUUGGGCUGCGAAUUUUAGACAGAAAAGGCGGGCUCGUUUUCAAGACUGCACCUGGCGAGCAUAUGAGAUUAAGUGAGGAGGUGCUAAAUCGCACGUUUGCAGAGUACUUCGGGCCGCUAAAGUCAAGAGACAGUCUUUCACGCCACCCACAGCAAAUUUACGAUAAUCUAGACCUGUAAGAUAUAUACGUAGUGUACAAGAACAACAUCAUGCAGACUUCUUAGUCAGGAGUCGGUGCUUAGUUGAUGUUCUGUGACCAUGAACGCAGCAUCACCCCUCGACAUAUUUGCGUUCUUGUGAUAUGGAUCAAAUAUGAGUACGACAAAUACUG
This is a messenger RNA of Verruconis gallopava, 1193 nucleotides long. RefSeq lists its product as uncharacterized. The coding region runs from base 55 to 1041 and encodes 328 amino acids. Lineage: Eukaryota; Fungi; Ascomycota; Dothideomycetes; Venturiales; Sympoventuriaceae. The record is from RefSeq and is a predicted model, not a curated record. Gene Ontology annotation, molecular function: palmitoyl hydrolase activity; thiolester hydrolase activity. Gene Ontology annotation, cellular component: lysosome. The transcript has a single exon.